Molecule: messenger RNA, 1981 nt
Organism: Juglans microcarpa x Juglans regia
Lineage: Eukaryota; Viridiplantae; Streptophyta; Magnoliopsida; Fagales; Juglandaceae
Product: probable histone-arginine methyltransferase 1.3
Exons: 15
Coding region: 259-1881 (540 amino acids)
Biological process (GO): peptidyl-arginine methylation
Molecular function (GO): protein-arginine N-methyltransferase activity
Source: RefSeq, a predicted model, not a curated record
AAAACAGGUAUUUUCACACUCAGCUUCACAGAUCGCAGUCUCGCACCGCUACCUUUGAAAAUCAAGACAAACCCACACACACUAUAAAACUCGAAAGCUGUUGUCCAUUUGCUCUCUCGCUUUGGCGGCUCUCGAGAAUUUCGAAGAUUUUGCUCCUCACAGAAACCCUAAUUCUCUCUCAGCUCACACAAGCAUACAUAAAAUACAUCUUUUUUCAUAUUUGUAGAAAUUUUGGACCUGAGCUUGGUGAGGACGACAAUGGAGGGUCCGAUGGGGCAGAAGCUUAAGCAACAAGAGUUCGCUUUGGUCUCGGUCUCUGAGCUUUCUCCGUCGUCUUCAACUUCUCCGUCUAAGCCGGUGGUCGCUCGGUUCUGUGCCGAUUCCGGAAUCUCCGAGCUUCGAUUUCACAAGGAGCCUGAAUCUAUUGCUACCAGGAAUGUUGAUCUUCGAACUGCUCGGCUAUUCAAAUUGGGUCCUGUUCAAUCAGUUUGCAUAUCUGAAGGUUCUGAAGCCAGCAAGGAGACAUCAUACUCAAGGGGAAUCACUGUCCAAUUCAGAAAUGAGGAAGAGAGCAGAACCUUCCAUUCUGCCUUUGAGCAAUGGAAAAAGGAAGUUUCUCAAGGAAAACAAUUAUCAAAUGGAACAAUUUUGGAUACUAGAAGCAAAUUUGAUGAUAAAAUAGAGCCAUCUUCUGCUAAAAUGUAUUUCCAUUAUUAUGGACAGCUGUUGCAUCAGCAAAAUAUGUUACAGGAUUAUGUGAGGACAGGAACCUAUUAUGCUGCGGUUGUGGAGAACCGAACAGAUUUUAUCGGUCGUGUAGUGGUUGAUGUUGGUGCUGGUAGUGGUAUUUUAUCAUUAUUUGCUGCUCAGGCUGGUGCAAAGCAUGUUUAUGCUGUGGAAGCAUCUGAAAUGGCAGAAUAUGCACAAAAACUUAUUGCUGGGAACCCAUCACUGGGUCAACGGAUCACAGUAGUCAAAGGUAAAGUUGAGGAAGUUGAAUUGCCUGAGAAAGCAGAUAUUCUGAUAUCGGAGCCAAUGGGAACGUUGUUGGUUAAUGAAAGAAUGUUGGAGUCCUAUGUGAUUGCAAGAGAUCGGUUCCUUGUCCCAAAUGGGAAAAUGUUUCCUACAGUUGGAAGGAUACAUAUGGCACCUUUCAGCGAUGAAUAUUUAUUUAUUGAAAUUGCAAAUAAGGCCCUCUUUUGGCAACAACAGAAUUAUUAUGGUGUUGAUUUGACACCCCUACAUGGAUCUGCAUUCCAGGGAUACUUCUCUCAGCCAGUGGUAGAUGCUUUUGAUCCCAGAUUAUUGGUGGCCCCUCCAAUAUUUCACGGUAUAGACUUUAUGAAAAUUAAGGAAGAAGAGUUAUAUGAAAUUGAUAUUCCGUUGAGAUUCACCUCCUCUGUGGGUGCUAGAGUGCAUGGGUUGGCUUGCUGGUUUGAUGUAUUGUUUAAUGGGAGUACUGUACAAAGGUGGCUUAGCACUGCCCCUGGCGCACCAACAACGCACUGGUACCAAUUACGUUGUGUUCUCUCUCAGCCAAUUUAUGUCAUGGCAGGACAAGAAAUUACUGGAAGACUCCAUAUGAUUGCCCACAAUGCUCAGAGUUAUACGAUAUAUCUGACAUUGUCAGCUAAAAUGUGGGGACCUGGUGCUGAACAAGGAGGAAUACUUCAGACCUCAUCAUGCAAACUUGAUCUCAAGGAGCCCUACUACAGAAUGUCUCAACCACAAGCAUAUCCGAUAGUCCAGGAUCAACAAUCACAUCAACUAAUAAGCACACAGGAUAUACCUAUUCAGUCGCACGAUUUAGAAGAACCUGAGUUAAUGCAGCAACCAUCGCCAAAUUCAGGAACUCAUCUAAAUAUAAUGGAAAAUGUUUAAAUCCAGAGGUUUCCUGGGAACACGUUUUUAACAUGCCCAUCUGUUUGUAACAUAAACCUGGUUUCCCUAGCAUUGCAAGGGAUAGGCAUCGGCCAACAAA